AAGACAAAGACAAGAGCCCAGAGCAUUGACAAUGCAGCACAGCCCCAACGCCACCGCAAAGUUGUACUGCGCCACCGCCGGCGUGUACGCCAGCACCCACCCUUCGGUGCCUCUCCCUGCCGACCCCUCCCUCUCCCUCGUCCCCCACCUCUUCGCCCGCCUCCCCCGUGACUGCCCCCACGCCCCGGCCCUCCUCGACGCCGCCACCUCCGAGGCCCUCUCCCGCGCCGACCUCCGCCGCCUCGUCUCCUCCCUCGCCGCGGGCCUCUGCUGCCGCCUCCACCUCCGCGCGGGCGACGUUGUGCUUCUCAUCCUUCCCAACUCUGUCGCCUUCCCCGUCGCAUUCCUCGCCGUCCUCGCCGCCGCCGGCGUUGCCACCACCAUGAACCCGUCCAGCGCCCCCGCCGAGAUCAUUGCGCGGGUGCGGGACACCAGCCCCGCCCUUGUGCUCGCCGCGCCCGACAACGCCGGAAAGAUCCCAUCUGUGCGCGUCCCCGUCGUCCUCGUGCCCGAAAGCUUCCAUCUUGCCGACCCCGAGUUCGCGCCCUUCCGCGCUCUGCUGGUGGAAUCCGCUUCCACCGACACGGCGGCGGCCCCGGCGGUGGGCCAGGACGACACGGCCGCCAUCCUCUACUCGUCGGGGACGGGCGGGCGGAGCAAGGGCGUGGUGCUCACGCACCGCAACCUCAUCGCCACGGUGGAGCUCUUCGUGCGCUUUGAGGCCUCGCAAUACGCGACAGCUGCUUGCGACAAUGUCUACCUGGCGGCGCUGCCCAUGUUCCACGUCUACGGCCUCUCGCUCUUCGCCGUGGGGCUCCUGUCGCUCGGCUCCACGGUGGUGGUCAUGAAAAGGUUCGACGCGGGCGAGGCCGUCAAGGCCAUCGAGAGGUUCAAGGUCACGCACUUCCCGCUCGUGCCGCCCAUCAUGGCGGCGUUGGUGGGCGCGGCCAAGGCACCGGCGGCAUUGGAUUCGUUGGUGCAGGUGUCGAGCGGUGCAGCGCCGUCCAGCGGCAGGCUGAUCAACGACUUCCUCAAGGCUUUCCCCCACGUCGAUUUCAUUCAGGGUUACGGCAUGACAGAAUCUGCUGCCAUAGGAACUCGCGGAUUCAACACUUCAAAGCAGAAGAAAUAUGCAUCAGUAGGACUUUUGGCCCCAAACAUGCAUGCCAGAAUUGUUGAUCUGGAAACUGGUCGCUGUUUGCCCCCAGGCUCUUGUGGGGAGUUAUGGCUCCAUGGCCCGGGUAUAAUGAAAGGAUACUUGAAUGGUGAGGGUGCGUGCUUAAGGAAGGAUGGCUGGCUGCGAACUGGUGACAUUGCUUACUUUGAUUCAGACGGGCACUUGUACAUAGUGGACCGCUUGAAAGACGUGAUCAAGUACAAAGGAUUUCAGAUAGCUCCAGCUGACUUAGAAGCAGUUUUGAUCGAGCACCCUGAAAUCCUUGAUGUUGCUGUGACACGUGCUGAAGAUGAAGAAGCUGGAGAGAUACCAGUAGCCUUUGUGGUGAGGAAAUCUGGAAGCAGCCUUUCUUGUAUGCAAGUGAUGGAGUAUGUGGCAAAGCAGGUGGUGGUGAUGGUGCAGGUGUCCCCGUAUAAGAAAGUGAGGAAGGUGGUAUUCGUGGAGUCGAUACCCAAGUCGGCUGCCGGAAAGGUUCUCCGGAGGCUUCUCAAGGACUCUCUGAGAGACGUUGGUCGCCAUUCCAAACUGUAACAACAGAUGAUGUUGGAGAAUUUUUGUUGUCUAAGAUGACUCGUAGUUGGAAAUGGCGGCUUUAAGGCACAUCGUAGCGACGUUUUUCUUAAGGCUUAUUUGUCCCCACCACAAGGUGUGCAUCGAGUUACCAACAAGUAGCCUCACAAGAUACAAUGAAGCCCGUUGCCGGCAAGUGCACGCUUGAUGACGACCUUGGACACUUUCAGUAAUAACAAAACUAUCAAAUACUAUAGAGUAAUGUGCUGCAGCAGCAUCACCCUAUAGUGACCUGGUGGACAAGAGAAUGUUUUUGCAUCUGCAUACCUGCUUAAUUAUUAUGAUAAGUACUCCCUCCAAUUUUGUUAUAGAGAGUAUUAGGAUUUUAGAAAAUCUUUUAAAAUAUACUUUAAUUAUUAAUUUCUCUUACAAUGUAUUAU
Messenger RNA from Phragmites australis (common reed), 2127 nucleotides. Its product is annotated as 4-coumarate--CoA ligase-like 3. Gene Ontology annotation, molecular function: CoA-ligase activity. The transcript is spliced from 6 exons. Gene Ontology annotation, biological process: ubiquinone biosynthetic process. Gene Ontology annotation, cellular component: peroxisome. Bases 32 to 1708 code for a protein of 558 amino acids. Lineage: Eukaryota; Viridiplantae; Streptophyta; Magnoliopsida; Poales; Poaceae. The record is from RefSeq and is a predicted model, not a curated record.